Alternaria viburni is the source of this 357-nucleotide messenger RNA. RefSeq lists its product as uncharacterized. The record is from RefSeq and is a predicted model, not a curated record. Lineage: Eukaryota; Fungi; Ascomycota; Dothideomycetes; Pleosporales; Pleosporaceae. The transcript is spliced from 2 exons. Gene Ontology annotation, molecular function: feruloyl esterase activity. The coding region runs from base 1 to 357 and encodes 118 amino acids.
AUGCUGUCUCUAUCUCUCAUUUCACUCCUUUGCCCCGUCGUACUCGCAGCGAGCUCUGGCUGUGGAACUCGCUUGCCCUCGGGGCUCACACCGGGCAAAUCUACUACCAAUGUCACUUUGUCUUCGAAAUCGGUGAUCGGCAAGACGACCGAGCGCCAAUACAUCUUACACCUGCCAUCCAAGUACAAGGCCUCGAAUGAUGAAGCGUUGCCUCUUGUGAUUGCGUUCCAUGGCCAACAACAGCCCGCAAGAAGCAUGGAGGUCAUCAGCGAGCUGUCCAAUCCUGACUUCAACCCAAACACCAUCGUGGUGUAUCCGGAGGGCAUGAAUGUCCAAGCACCUGGCAGCGAGGAUUGA